CAUCUAGUACGUUGAGUUUAUAACCAGAGGUCUCCAGCACCGCUUUAUUAAAGUAGAUCAUAAUCUAAUGAAAUAAUGUUCAUGUUAUGUAAUAUUGAUUUAAUAUUGAUCGUAAAAUCAUGUCUUCUAAACUGCUGUUCUUCAGAAAAAUCCUACAGCUUCCACUAAGUCUUUGGUUAUCUCAGCAUCUUUUGUGUCCUGCCCUUCAGAAGAUACUUGCAUGUUUCCCGGAAGACAAAAUAAGUUACAUUUAACCUGAUCUUCAAAUUCAGAAUGUUUUCUACCUUCAUUGUUGAAACGGAGGUUGAUUUGAACCAACAAAUUUCUGGAUUCAUUCGCAUAGGUCAUUUGUUUGCAUUUAAUUGCAUUGUAAUCAUGAUAUAACUUCAGAUUGAGAGAAGUUAACUUAUAUCUGAUAAUAUUGUCAAUUAUUAGACGUUUCCAAACAACUAUUUAUAUUAAACAAACCUCAAAAAGGUCAAUAUAUUUUUAAAUGUUGCACAGAUUCAUUACACACUGAGUAAUUAGAGCUUGAAAUAUUUCACUGUGUAAUGAAUCUAUAUAAUUCAUCUAUCAUGUAGUUUCAGAUCCUGAAAUGAGUCAAUGACAAAACAUAUAGAUCUUUUUCAUGAUACAAUUUUAUUUAUUUUUUUAGAUGUACCUGUGCAGCAAUCUUCAUGAGCACCACUAGCUGUUCAAAACUAAAACAAGAAAUUGUCUUAAGAAGAAAAAUAAGCGGCAAAGGAUAAAGAUAAAUCUUACCUUUACCGAGAGAGAAAAAGAGAGCGAUAUAUUACUUGUCUGUGAAUCUCUUCUUCUAAUAACGAAUCUGUAAUUGAUCUGCUCCUAAUAGCUCCACACCGGGAAAUGUCAUGUAGUUUUUCAGCUGAGAUUCGGUUUUCUUCAUAAAGUCACGGGGCUUCGGUUGUGCGCGUCCAUGCUCCGCGUGCACGUGAGUGAGAGCACGCUUUCCAUCCGAAUAAAAACUAAAAACUUUCCUUGGAGAUAUAUAAAUAAAUAAUACUAAAAAUAAUAAUAAUAAUAAAAAAAUAAUUUAGAAAAUAGUGUGAUCUUUUCCGGUUAUUAUUUAGCAUAUUCCGUGUCUUUUGAUGUUUUAGUUAUUUUACUAGUAGCCUGUAGUAUAUUAAUAAUAAGAAGAACAACAAACAAACAAAUAAUAAAUACAUUUUUAAAAAAAAUUAAAUACAUCUCUUCUUGGGAGUUUAGUCACGUGACUAGAAUGCUUUGCAUAAAUCCUGCGCGUGCUGUCUAUGACGUUUGAAAUUAGAAUGAACAGAAUCUUUCUAAACUCAUUCUUUUUGAUCGCUUUUGCAACUCUGCUCGUUUGCAUUCUGCUCUACUGCAAGUACCAAAAUAUUUCCUCUGCUCCGCUGCACUCUUAACUCAGUUGAUCUAAGAGUCCGAUAUAUUAAGAUUGCAAGUCUGUCUGCAAGACUGCGCGAUUAUCCCGGCUCCAGAAGAUUCAGCUGGUUCCCCAAAACAAAACCAUGCUGUUCACUGCCAGUCUGGUGAUGUUAUGGUGGUACUCCACCUGGGUGAAAGGUAAAUCACCGAAUACAGUGAAUCAGGAGGACACCGAACAGAUCACCAGAAAGAAAACCGAGGAACAACUGGAGUGGCAUUUCACAGAAGGAUCUGAAUCUAGUACUACCUCUGCAGGUGACUCUGAGGUGAACAGUGCUCCUGAGACCGUCAUUGUCCAUGAGACGGAGGAUGCACCUGAGACCGUCAUCAUCCCUCAGAAGGACAGUGCACCUGAGACUGAUAGUGCUACUGAGAUCGUCAUCGCCCCUGAGAUGGAGAAUGCUCCUGAGGCUGACACUGUCCCUGAGACAAACGGUGGUCCAGAAAACAUCAUAGUCCAUAAUAUGGACAGUGCGCCUGAGACUGUCAUCUCCACUGAGAUGGAGAGUGCUCCUGAGGCUGACACUGUCCCAGAGACAAACGGUGGUCCUGAGACCAUCAACGUCCCUAAAAUGGACCGUGUACCUGAGGCUGACACUGUCCCUGAAGUAGACAGUGUCGCUGAGUCUGUCAUCGUCCCUGAGACGGUUAUUGUGACCGAGACCGCCAUCAUCCCUGAGAUGGACGGAGCACUUGACACUAACACUGUCCCUGAGAUAGACAGUUCACCUGAAACUGUUAUUGUCUCUGAGAUGGACAGUGAGAAGGCCAUCAUCCCUGACUUUGUCCUUGAGACUGAAACUGCCUCAGAGAUAACACUGCCCUUGAGACUGAAUCUGUCUCUGAGACUUUCACUGUCUUUCAGCCUCAAACUGCCUCUGAGCCCAAACUACCUCUGA
Puntigrus tetrazona (Sumatra barb) is the source of this 2324-nucleotide messenger RNA. RefSeq names its product E3 ubiquitin-protein ligase RNF12-B-like. The record is from RefSeq and is a predicted model, not a curated record. The coding region runs from base 1509 to 2324 and encodes 271 amino acids. NCBI's taxonomy places the organism in Eukaryota, Metazoa, Chordata, Actinopteri, Cypriniformes, Cyprinidae. The transcript has 2 exons.